AUAUUUACGCCUCUGCUUCUAUGGGAGGGUAUAUUCUCUGUUUGAUUCGCUUCUUUACACAUUGAAAUUUUCAUAGAAGAUUCCAUUUUGCUCAUUUAUCCUCUCUUCUGUCUCUAAUAAGUACCUACCUCUCUUUGAUCGCUUCUCUGUCUCUCUCUCCUGUUAAAUCACCGGAGUUCGGUUUCAGGACUUUUCUGCGCUCUUAUGAAGAAAUUGUGAAGAUUUGAGUAACACAACCGUUUUCUUCAGAAACCUGAGUGAUUUGUUUGAAUCACGUUCAAGAUGAAAAAUCAGCUCUAGCAUAAGUUAGAUGGCAUGGAACUCCGUAGAGGGCAAUACAAAUCCUUUUGAUUGUCCUUUUAGUUAAGUUGUGAAACCGAGUGUGAUUGUUUGGAAGCUUUUGAUCUAGAGAAAACAUUUGUGGCGAACAAGGUUUAGUGAGAAUUCUUACCGUCUAGAGAUAUGGAAUUGUCAGUCUCUCCUCAAACCCAGAAGAUGAACUUGCAAACUCCUCGUAAAAGCUCUCUUUCAGGAUCUAAGAAAGAUUUGUGGUUUGCUAUACGGGAAGGGUCAUUGGUUGAUGUGGAAUCAGCGUUGAACAUACUGAAGAAGAGCGGUGGCAAUAUAAAUUUAAGGAAUGCCUAUGGCCUGACUCCUCUGCAUAUUGCAAUCUGGAGAAACCACAUUCCUAUUGUUAGGAGACUGCUUGCUGCUGGCGCUGAUCCUGAUGCUAGGGAUGGAGAAUCUGGUUGGAGUAGUCUUCACAGAGCUUUGCAUUUUGGCCAUCUCGCUGUGGCUAGUGUACUAAUUGACUCAGGUGCUUCUUUUACUCUAGAAGACAUAAAAUCGCGAACACCGGUUGAUUUGGUCUCAGGUCCGGUGGCUCAGGUCAUUGGUGAGCAGCAUAAUUCAGUGGCUACAGAGGUUUUUAGCUGGGGUAAUGGUGCAAACUACCAACUUGGAACUGGCAAUCAAGAUGUUCAGAAGCUACCCGGCAGAGUUGAUUCACUGCAUGGUUGUUUCAUUAAGUUGGUCUCUGCUGCAAAAUUCCAUAGCGUUGCCGUUAGUUCUCAUGGAGAAGUUUACACGUGGGGAUUUGGAAGAGGAGGCCGCCUUGGACAUCCUGAAUUCGACAUUCACAGUGGUCAAGCUGCAGUUAUCACUCCCCGGCAGGUGAUAUAUGGUUUAGGAUCUCGCCGAGUAAAGGCAGUUGCAGCAGCUAAGCACCAUACUGUUAUUGCUACAGAAAGCGGGGACGUAUUCACUUGGGGUUCCAAUAGAGAGGGCCAGCUAGGUUAUACCUCUGUGGAUACUCAGGCAACACCCCGCAAAGUGACUUCGCUGAAGGCGAAGAUUGUAGCUGUUUCUGCAGCAAACAAACAUACAGCCGUAGUUUCUGAGUGCGGUGAAGUUUUCACUUGGGGAUGCAACAAGGAAGGUCAGCUUGGUUAUGGAACCUCCAACUCAGCAUCAAACUAUUUUCCCAGAUUGGUUGAUUACUUGAAAGGAAAAGUUUUCACGGCUAUUGCAUCUGCAAAAUAUCAUACUCUUGUGUUGCGAGAAGAUGGAGAGGUGUACUCCUGGGGUCAUCGGCUGGUGACUCCAAGACGUGUUGUUAUUUCCCGGAAUCUAAAGAAAGCUGGGAAUACACUAUUGAAUUUUCAUCGAAGGAGGCCUCUUCGAGUAACCGCAAUUGCUGCAGGAAUGGUACACAGCAUGGCUCUAGCAGAAGAUGGUCCAUUGUUUUAUUGGGUUUCUUCUGACUCCAAUCUUAGAUGCCAACAGUUGCUUUCACUGCACGGGAAAACAGUUGUGAGCAUUUCAGCAGGUAAGUAUUGGGGAUCCGCUGUCACUAGCACAGGUGAAGUUUACUUGUGGGAUGGGAAGAAAGGUAAAGAUCUGUCGCCAUCUCUUUCUCGCAUCCACAACUUGAAAAGGGCAACCACAGUUGCUGUUGGUGAAACACAUCUUCUGGUUGUGGGUUCUCUGUAUCAUCCUGCCUAUGCUCCUACUGUGCUCAAGAAGUCUCUGACUGUGCAAGCGGGUGAAAGUAGGGAAGAAGAGCACGAAGAACUGGACGAGGGUUUUAUGUUUGAUGAUGUGGAAUCUUUUAAUGUGUUACCAUCCGCGCAACACGAUUGUUCGAAGGAGAGGAUAGUGCCUAGCCUGAAAAGUUUAUGCGAGAAAGUGGCAGCGGAGUGUAUAGUAGAGCCGCGAAAUGCUAUUCAACUGCUUGAAAUUGCAGAUUCACUUGGAGCAGAGGACCUUAAGAAGUACUGUGAGGACAUAGUGAUCCGGAACCUUGACUUUAUAUUGACAGCUUGUCCCCAAGCAAUUGCAAAUACAUCACCUGAUGUUCUUGCUAGUCUUGAGAAAUUACUGGAUAACAGAUCAUCUGAACCAUGGAGCUCCCGACCACUUCCAACACCAACAGCCACAUUUCCUGUUGUUAUCGAUAGUGAAGAGGAGGAAAGUGAGAGCGACAUUCUAAGAUCUCGUGACAACCAUGUGAAACACUUUUCCUGUAUUGCUGAGGGAGGCUCUCGGAUGGAUUCCUUCUUACAACCAGAAGAUGAGCUGGCUCAACGUAAUUCCAAAGAAGUCCGUGCUUUGAGGAAAAAGUUGCAACAAAUUGAGAUCCUUGAAGCAAAGCAAUCUAGAGGACAACUUCUUGAUGGUCAACAAAUAGCAAAACUUCAAAAGAAACUAGACAUCGAAAGUUCACUGGUAGAACUUGGUAUUCCUGUUGAAGAGCCGCCUGAGGCAAAAUCAGCAUCAGCUUUGGCACUGGAUGGAAAGCCCAACAAGAAGGCUGACGGUUUGAGAAAAAAGAAGAAAAAGGGAAAACAGAGAAUUCCACAAGUUGAAACAUUCCUUGAUUUUGGUGAAGUCAAAGUGGAAAUAGAUACAAUGCAGAAUAAAGGCACCGAGCAAAUCUCUGAAUCCAUCAAGCCAACGGAUGGCAAUGCCAUAUCGGAUGUGACGAUGAUAAGUGGGUUCACCAAAGAAUCAGACUUUGUCUCACUCUCGCAGAAGAAAGAAAAUCCACCUGAUUCACCGAGAAGCAAGAAACUUGCAACGACAGCAAACAAGAAGAAGAACAGAAAGGGAGGGCUUUCCAUGUUCCUCACUGGUGCUCUUGAUGAUAUCCCUAAACCUGUUGUUGCUCCCCCACCAAAGCCCAAGAACGAAGGUCCUGCAUGGGGUGGGGCUAAGAUUUCAAAGGGGUUUUCUUCUCUUCGGGAUAUUCAAGACGAACAAAGCAAGACUCAUCCUCAUGAACCUGUUAGGACUAGUAAACAUCAGUUGGGGGAUGAGGCUUCUGGUAAAACGGAAGGAAAGAUAUUACUGAGCUCGUUCUUGACUUCGAAGCCGAUUCCUGUGGAAUCAGCCAGAAGUUUGCAGCAAUCUGAUAUGGAAAGAGGAACUCCUCCUUGGGCUUCUUCUGAAACUCCUCCUCACAUUUCUCGACCUUCUCUCAGAGAUAUCCAGAUGCAGCAGGUGAAGAAGCAACAGUCUCUGUCUCAUAGUCCAAAGACAAAAACAUCAGGCUUCACUGUUACAACCGGGCAAGGAUCUCCAUCAGAUUCGCCUGCAACUAACCGCUGGUACAAACCAGAGACCGAUGCUCCAUCAUCAAUCCGCUCUAUCCAGGUCGAAGAAAAAGCCAUGAAGGAUUUGCGCCGCUUCUACAGCAGUGUGAAGGUAGUCAGGAACCAGCCAUGAUGAGUGAUGACAAAAUGACAGAAUGAGACAUUACCCUUGAACAGGUCUCAUUUCUCAAGUGUUGUAGCCGUAGUUUUACUUGUACAGAUGCUGUCUCCACUGUACAUUGGGUUUCCCCUGAAAACGUUAGCCAUUUGUUUUUUUUCAAUUUGUUAGCUGUAGAAGUGAUGCUUAUGUUCAUGUACAUCACUGGUGUACCUGAAGCUCUUUACUAGUCUUGACAAGCCAUUUUAGAUGUACUUCUUUAGAAAUAAUAAUAAAAAGCUUAGAUAAUCAUUUUAAUGA
This is a messenger RNA of Eutrema salsugineum, 4011 nucleotides long. RefSeq lists its product as uncharacterized. The coding region runs from base 463 to 3726 and encodes 1087 amino acids. Gene Ontology annotation, molecular function: protein binding. The transcript has 11 exons. NCBI's taxonomy places the organism in Eukaryota, Viridiplantae, Streptophyta, Magnoliopsida, Brassicales, Brassicaceae. The record is from RefSeq and is a predicted model, not a curated record.